Messenger RNA from Planococcus citri (citrus mealybug), 5335 nucleotides. RefSeq names its product Otopetrin-like a (gene OtopLa). Gene Ontology annotation, biological process: proton transmembrane transport. NCBI's taxonomy places the organism in Eukaryota, Metazoa, Arthropoda, Insecta, Hemiptera, Pseudococcidae. Gene Ontology annotation, cellular component: membrane. The transcript is spliced from 13 exons. The record is from RefSeq and is a predicted model, not a curated record. The coding region runs from base 1322 to 3847 and encodes 841 amino acids. Gene Ontology annotation, molecular function: proton channel activity.
UCAGUCAAAAUGAUUUUUUACUCAUCAAUUCAGUAGAUUUUUCACUGCUUUGCAGUAAAAAACUACUGCUUUUAAAAAGGCAAUUCACUGUUUCAAAUUUAGAGAGUUCAAUAAUGUAUGAUGAGUUUGACCUGAGAACCAUUGGAUUCUGCAGUCAGAACAUUAUUUUCAGAACACCCUGUAGUUAUACAUAACGAGUAUGAAAUUUCGAAAAUCGAUGAGGUAAUCGAGUUUCCGGGGUCAAUUUUUGAUAACCCAAUACUGCGUGGAAAUUUCCCAAUGUUGAGCCUUCGCUUACUCCGAAAGGUAGGUACCUACCUACCAGACAAGUAAAUUUACAAUACCGUUUACUUAUCCUCCUUGAGCACACAUCUGUUCUGUAUGGGCAAGUUUGGUCGUUAGCUUUAUACGCGGAGAACGAAAAAAGGGUAAACUUGAGCUUUAAGUUGCAUUUUAAUGACUAUCGUAAUGAGUUAGCGAGGGUAAAGUUCCCAAUGUAUCGGUGUUUUUCUAUACAAAUGUGCGGUCUUUUGUAUUGUGGAAAAUGUGUGCGCUGUGUCGCGUCGCCUCGUCGACGUGCGUAGCGACGUAGCAUUUUGAAAGGGAGAUGUUUAUCGAAGGGACCAAAAAAGAGGUAUUUGCAUUUUGUAAAACGACGACAACGACAACGACGGGAUAUACGUAUUUUGUACAAACCGUAGACAUAGACGCAAAACCACGCCCAUUUUGAAUGUAAUUUGGAAACUUCUGUAUGUACGAGUAUAUCUAUGUGUUGAAACGUACGUAAAAAUUUCAAUUAUGGAGAGAAAAUCGUCCAAAAAAUCUGUUGGCAUAGGAUUGUGAUUAAAUUCCGCGUGAGGCAAUAAAAACGCCGUUUUAUUGGAUACAAAAUUAGAUAAUAAAUUUGCCUCGGCACCUGUUACCAUUAUCUAUACUAUGUAAUUCGCAUUGUAGGCUUUCUUUUACUUGGAUUAGGUAUAUACUCUAAUAAGCCAAUUUUUUUCGUAAAAAUAGAUCGGUGUGAUUUCAAGAGUCGAUGUACCAAAGGUGGACUGUAAUGUUUGUUUGGUUUUUUUUCUAGAUUGUACAAUGUACAUAGUAGAUAUAUGAUUUCCCUCUACUCGAAUGUACGAGUACAUACGUAGUUCUACGUAAUGAAUUCCGUACAUUCGAAUCUCUAAGGCUUAUCGUUUUCACGCACCAUUACUGAUUUUUAGCUGCGCUCGUAAACAUUUAUUUAAAAUGAAACGAAUGAAAACGUUCGCGUCGAGUUGGUAGUCGUCGGAACUAUACACGCGGUUUUGUUAUAUGAUCUCGAACAAUGGUGGGCGGUGAAGUUAAAGUGGCCACUGUGACUUCGGAAAAUAUUGAUACAAUGGCAACGCUGCCAAUAUCAGUGACGAGAUACGCUCAGCAGCAAGGUACGGUGGAAAAAACCGAAAAAUCUGCCUCGAAUAAGGACUUAGAGGCGAAAAAAUCCCGUCCACAUUAUGUAUAUCAUCAGCUUAAAAGGACGUCCAUGUUCGUCGUGUUGAGUUUGCUGUACGGAAAAUUGGUGGUUGUAGCGUGCAUCGCGUUCGUCGUGUCGAAAGAAGUCACUAAAAGUUUACCAACUCGAUAUUACGAAGGCUUCUUUACAUAUUUAUUCGGAGUCAGCAUAGUAUUCCUGUUAUACCUUUUCUGCUUCUUAUUGCAAGACAGCUCGUGCUGCGGUGGAGGCAAAUCGGACGAGAAAGCGGUCAAGAAACCACCGAAAAAGGAUAAGAAAAAGGAUAAAAAAGGCAAAGAUGCAUCAUCGGAAGGCGCCACUCAAUCCCAAGGUGCUCGAAGUAGACCGACUUUGUUACAGAGGGAAGUAUAUCCGCAUAAAAUCAAGGACAGAAAUAAGACGAAACCAGAAACUGAAAGAGCUAUUGAACGUAGUAUCGAUAGCAUAGACGUCGAAGAAAAUCCAAACGAUCAAAGUUUGGUGGUUAAAAAAGGCAAAGGAACGAAUCAAUCUGAAGAAAAGUUAACCGAACCUAGUCCUGAUUCUAUCGAUAUUGAAGCUUCCAGCUCGGAUGGAGAGUUCAGAAAACGUAAAACUUCUCAAAAUCUUCAUCAUUAUGGUAGCUUCUUCCUUCGAGUUGGAGCUAUUGGUUUUGGAUUGGGCACCAUGAUUUACAUCGGAUUGCAGUUCGGAAAAAUCUUUGAAAUACCUUUCAAUUCUCCAUGUUACGAAUUGCUGCGUGCUUUGAAUCCAGUUUUACAAAUGGUGUUCACCUUUAUGCAGAUGUAUUUCAUAUUCAUGAAUGCCCGAUUAAAAAUCCACCGAUUCAAAUUCAUCGCUCGGUUCGGUUUAAUGCACGUUAUGGCGACCAAUAUCUGCGUAUGGAUUAAGACCUUGGUAUUUGAAAGCCUAAACGAGAUCGACAGGAAACCAAUAUCGUACUUCAAUUUCACCAAAGGCAUCGUUAGCACUUUAUCAACCGAUUACGACCUCAUGGAACGAAGCAAAAGCGUUCUAAAAGGCGCCACCACACCGAGAGGAGGUUUUAAAUCGUACAAUCUCGAAAAAGAUUUCGAAGUAGGAGCAAAAACAUAUUUCGAAGAAGUAGGAAGCAGUGUAGCUCAGGUACCCUAUGCCCUUCUGAGUGAUACACUAAACAGCACCACUACUCGUCUAGUCACCACUACCACUGCGUCCACUGUGACUCCAUCGACAACCGCUAGAAUCCUGUCAACGUUGCCUCAGAUUGUCACCAGUACCAGUACAGCUUCCUCUACCACUGCCCAAGCCAUAGUUACUAAUACUAUUUUAAAUAGCGUUUCUACUUUUCCAAGCCAGACUACCGCUGCCAACGCCACAGAUUCCGCGCCCCAAUUGCUCCAUGCAUUUGCCGAAGCUCUAGUUGGAUUGAAGCAGAAUGCUACCGUGCCUACUUACGCCAACGAUUCUUGCGGUAGGAUCAACAUAAUGGGUACAAUCGUCGAAGACUCGGCACCAUUUUUGUAUCCUUUCAUUAUCGAAUACAGUUUAAUCGGUGCUGCGGUUAUUUACAUAAUGUGGCGUCACAUCGGACGUUACCCCAGAUACGUAUCUGAAGAAAACAUUGAACAUAAAUUAGAAAUCAUGUUGUCUCAAAGAGCAGUAGCUAUAGCUCAAGCUCAAAGCGGUAGCCGAGUUGACUGCAUCGGUGCUAGCAAAGGCUUAUUUUUCGGACUGCUCAUGCUGGUCGGAUCGUUAAUUUGCUUGUUACUCUACUUCGUUCUUAUACAACACGAACAGUUCAGCAAAUUCGCAAUUUAUUUAGCCGAUGCCUCUCACAGUGCUGUAAUGGCUCUCAGUUUACUCGCCAUCAUCAUCGGGUUCUGCAGAGCAAAAAAUCUAAGAUUUUACGCAGCUGAUUCGACAGAUUUGAAUGAUAUUUUGUUACGUAUUUCGGCGUUCGGAUUGUUCGUCUAUGCCACUUUCAGUAUCAUCGCAGGGGCACGAUAUGCUUUUAUUAAAGAGAGAAAUCUUCUAGUCUUAAUUACCGGAUCCAUCACCAUAUUCCAAGUCGUACUGCAGUUAUUAUUCAUCGGAGACAUGUCCAAACGACACGUGUACCUUCCAGAACACGAUCGUAAUAAACCAGGACGUCAAAUUGUCACGUUUUUAUUAAUCUGUAACAUCACUAUGUGGGUCUUAUUUACAUUUGAAUCUCAGAAAGUCCUCGUUAAUCCAGUUCAGCUGGACUUCUAUGGACAUCGUGCUUGGAAAUUAGUGGAGCACCUAACUUUACCACUAUGUAUCUUCCAUCGUUUCCAUUCAGCGGUCGCUUUAGCAGAAAUAUGGAAAAAUUCAUACAAACCUCGUAUCGAAUAAAACGCCAAACCCAAAAAGCUGUUGCUAUACCUAUACGCUUGCCAAGGAGGAAAAAAAACAAGUUUAUAGACAGUCGUGUUUAAAAAAUUUCUUAAGCUUUAGACGAGAGAUCCUUUACUGUUUUCUAAAGAAUUUUUACUCAACAAAUUUAUACAUAUAUUAUUGUUAUAGAAAUGAUUACGUGUGUUGCAUUUGAAAUGAUUUUUUUUAUAUUCGUCGCUUUUUAUUAUUUGCAUUUAUUAUUGUUUUUGUUGUUCUCUUUUUUUAUUUUUUUUUUAUUUUAGUCAUUAUUUUAUAAGUGAAAAACUCCGUAUAGAUAGGUAUCCGAAAGCAUCGAAGGAAAUAUGUAACAAACGGACCAUAUUUUUAAUAUGAAGACUUGUCAAAGAUUUUGUAUGUGUUCAUUUAAACAUUUCAUAGGAUCUCACAGCAUUUAAAAAUACAUAAACGAGGAAAGGUCAAUUUUUACGCGCUAGAGAUAUGCUGAAUUUGCUAUAAUUUUUUUCAGUUUUAUACGGUUUUUAUUUUUCUAUCUAUGGACUUUUUUUUUUUGCUCAUUUCUUAUUAACGCUGCUAAAGCGAUUUGAUCGCCCGAGAGAGGAAGACCACAAAACAAGGCACUGGAAAUUUUUUUCAAAAUUAGAAACAUAGUUUAUUUUGUACCUGAUUAUAUUUAUACGUAUUUGUAUCGUGUAUAUUAUGUAAGAUGAUCGCGCUGAUAAAGAUGAAAUUAAAAAAAUCAAAAUUAAUUUUUAAGCCUUGGAAAUCAAGUACAUAAAUAAUUAAGUUGUAUAGUAAAGAAAAAAAAUUGUAACGGUAGUGUUCAUGAGAAGGAGUAAUGCUGAUGCGAUUUUCUUUCAAAAAAAAAACUUCGGCUUCGACUGAUUUUAAAUUUGCCAGAGUCCUCGAGCUCGAGGGAGCUUGAGACGCCGCGUAUAAUUUUUAUUGCCAAAGACAUAUCGCGUGCUAUUCGAGUAUAGUUCAUUGGUCAUGUAAAUAAAAAGCUUUUUGCGCAUCCGAGCUCAAUGAAUUUUCGCAAAGUAUUACCAUUCCUGUUUAAUCGUAGAUUAUAGGUUAUUGUUUUACCAUAUUUUAUCUAUUAUUUCGCCCCCUUUUUAAAUUGUAACGACGAUUUGUUUAAUGUAUUAAAUUUUAAAAAAUCUUGGUAUUGUUUCCUAUAGCAUUAAUGUUUUGCUAAUAAGGUUCUCACACGUGUUUAUAUAUUUACGUUAAAGCAUUUUAUUAUUUUUUUUUCUAUUUUUCUAUAGAUUUUAAGAGGUUUUUUUUUGUUUGUCUUAAGAGAUCGUUACUUUUGGAAGGAUGGAGGCGUAAUUGCCGAUAAAUAUUUUUUGUUUGUGAUGUAAUUGUAUAGGUAUAAAUACAACGACGGAGAUGGAAUUAUGUAUUUAGUAAGCGAUGUGUAAAGUUACAAUAGCUUGAUAAUUGUCCACACAUUUAAGUAAAAUAUAAUAUAUUUAUGGUUAUAAA